AUGCAGUCACCUGGAGGCGCGGAUGGUCUCAACUCCCUCAGAACAAGUAUAAAGGAGAGCGUUCGCAAUGAGGACAUUGUCCUAUGGCACACGUUUGGUACGACUCAUAACCCGAGAAUAGAGGAGUGGCCGGUCAUGCCAGUGGAAAGGAUGAUGGAUAGCUUGAAGCCUGUCAACUUCUUCACCCGUAACCCUGCUAUGGAUGUGGCUAUUAGUAACCAAUCGACUGCUAGCCUCAAAAUGGGUUGA
This is a messenger RNA of Penicillium malachiteum, 249 nucleotides long. RefSeq names its product Amine oxidase. NCBI's taxonomy places the organism in Eukaryota, Fungi, Ascomycota, Eurotiomycetes, Eurotiales, Aspergillaceae. Bases 1 to 249 code for a protein of 82 amino acids. Gene Ontology annotation, molecular function: quinone binding; primary methylamine oxidase activity; copper ion binding. The transcript has 2 exons. Gene Ontology annotation, biological process: amine metabolic process. The record is from RefSeq and is a predicted model, not a curated record.